AUGCGCUCAUCAUCCCGCGGUCCCGAGACCCCAACUCCUGCCUCCAGGGAGAGCAAACCUGAGCCGGGCACUGGCAAUGACAUUGGCGCCAAUAGCGAUAAGCCUAAGACAAUCCCCAUCAAAGUCGUCGAUCAGCAGGGCACCGAAAUUACCUUCAAGAUCAAGCGCAACAAGCCUUUACAAAAGAUUAUAGAUGCCUAUUGUAGCCAUAAGGAAAUCAGGGACCAGAAGAUGGUGAGGUUUACUUUUGAUGGGGAUAGGGUUCAGACAAAUGAUACAGCGGAUAGUUUGGAGAUGGAUGAGGAAGGCCGUAUUGAUGUUUUCUUUGAGCAGCAAGGAGGCGGUCUUGAUAAUUAA
This is a messenger RNA of Sclerotinia sclerotiorum 1980 UF-70, 357 nucleotides long. RefSeq lists its product with no specific name. Gene Ontology annotation, cellular component: septin ring; nucleus. Gene Ontology annotation, biological process: protein sumoylation. The record is from RefSeq and is a predicted model, not a curated record. The transcript has a single exon. Gene Ontology annotation, molecular function: ubiquitin-like protein ligase binding; protein tag activity. Lineage: Eukaryota; Fungi; Ascomycota; Leotiomycetes; Helotiales; Sclerotiniaceae. The coding region runs from base 1 to 357 and encodes 118 amino acids.